Molecule: messenger RNA, 1422 nt
Organism: Dermatophagoides farinae (American house dust mite)
Lineage: Eukaryota; Metazoa; Arthropoda; Arachnida; Sarcoptiformes; Pyroglyphidae
Source: RefSeq, a predicted model, not a curated record
CCAUGUGAAUUAUAUUUAUAUGGUUCUGAUAUAAAUUAUCAUAUACGUGCCAAACAAAUUAUACAAUGUCAACUAUUAAGGCCAACCAGUAAAGAACAUUUCGUAUUAAUGAUUCGUGAUGAUGAUGAUGAUGAUGUCGAUCGGAUUCGUGCAUUUAUAAUGAAAGUUUCAUCAAACACCUGGCAAUCUCAUCAUAAUCAUCAUCAUAUAGCUUCACUAUUAUCAAUCAAAUGUACUCCGGAUCCAAUUUCCAAUGAUCAUUGUCUUGAAUUUCCUGAAAAUUGUGAACCAAUAUUACGCACCAUAUAUACACUAUAUCGUCGACAUUUAGCCAAUACUAAUAAAAAUAAUAACAAUAAUGGAAUUGAACUAAAUCCUAGAUCCAAAACAACAACAGAAACGAAGCCAUCAAAUGAAGACCAACAGGCGUCAUUGACAACAACAACAACAACAACAGCAACAUCGACGAUGAUGGCCAAUGACCAGAACUUAAUGUUACGACCUAGAUUUCUCACAACAGAUAAAAUCCAAGGUCAUUCUUUUAUUACUUCAACACCACCACCAUCAUCAUUCUCAUCAAUUCACACGGGUCAUACGACGCAAAUAAAAAAGAAUUUAGCACAAACAAUAUCUGGUAGUUGUAGUAGUAGUAGUAAUAGUUUUACGCCCAUCAGCAUUAAACAUGGAACAGCAGCAACAAUGUUAAAAAAUGAUUAUACCUCUACGACCGAAUUGGAUUCUUUUUCGUCAAAACAACAACAAUUCCAUUUACCCGACAUGCUCGGCCAUGUGAAACAAAAAUCAUUAUCAUUGAAAGAACAGCCACCACCUCUUCCUCCGCCUUCAUCGUCUUCUUCUACAUCAUUUUCAACAAAGACGACCACAGAAUCUAUGUCGAAUAUAAAUGGUAGUAGUAGUAUGAUGAUGGUUGAAUCAUCAUCAUCAUCCAAUUGUCAACUAUCACAAAACAAUCAUCAUAAUACAGAAAAUUCACAUUUGAAUUCGUUGAAUUCAUUGAACGUGAUAACCGGGAAAAACGAAAACUUUAGUAACAGUGAAAGUAACGAAAUUAAUUGCAAAACUUCGAUCAACGCCCGGUACACAGGUAGUGUCAGUCGUAUCGAUCCAAAUAUUACACCUGGCCAAUUGCAACAACAACAGUCAAUUAUUUUACCCCCUAAAAGAAAAUUGCCAUCAAAUCGUGAAACAUAUGAUGAACAAAAAUCAAAUGAAAUUUUGAAUCCAAAUUCAUUAUCUUAUUCCUCGUCAUUCGAUGUUUUACCAUUGAAAGAAAAAACCGAUUCAUUAACGAAAAAUGAUUGUUUUGUCAAUGGAAAUAAUUCAAUUCCAACAAUAUUAUUUGUUAAAUGUGGACAAUGUACGACAAGCAGCAGAACGUUAUCUUUUCCAUCAUCUACAUAA